CAUAAAGAAACUUUUUUUUCUCUAAAUGUCUUCCAGUAUUAAAGUUUUGAUUUUUAAAGAGUAAAUCCAUCAGAACUCUGUUCGCAAAGACAUUUUAACCUUGAAAUUAGCUGUAAUAUAUGCAAGCAUGUGUCUAUCUAUUUAGGUUAGACAUUCUUCAUUUAUUCUGCCUCACUUGUGUUAAUAAUUGAGAGGUGAAAUAUUCAACAGGGAGCAUGUUUAAAGCCAUACUUUCAGUUUUGUUCUUUUGCCCUCCUGGUUGUGAGAAUGCAUACAUUACAGUUAUUCUAUUAAAAGGCGCUUUGAAUCUUUACACGCUUUCAAAGAGCCUAGAACAUUUAAAAUAGUGUGACAUCAUUUUAUGCUAGGAAGAUUAAAAUUUGGCACCUGAUAAAUCAAACAAACAACAACAAAAACACUUCUGUACACAAAGCAUUUUAGAUCUUUUUUCUAAUUUCUUGUUUGAAACACCUUUAGUAGUUUAUAUGAGUAAUCUAAGAUUUGAGAUUUAAAACAAUUCACUAAACAGUUUCAGUUCUAAACCUGCAUAUCACUAUAAGCAACAGAAAAAUUGUGCAGCAUAUUUAAGGAGAAUUGCACUGUAAAAACUUUUAAAUACUAAAAGGGGUACAACAAUAACACAGAGAGCGUAGGCAAAUAAACAAUGCCAAAAGCAAGUGACCUUCAGUCUUAGUUAAUUCCCCACAGUUUGUGUGGCUCUCCUUUACCUCACAGGGGACCUUGAGGAAAGCAGUGCAUGCAGGGAGCACUCCAAUGUAAUUUCAGUCUGACUGAUGGCUGUAACGGUGCACUAUAUUCUGAUCUGAGGUAGAGCAGAGCGUGGAGAUUAAAUGUGAUUACUACUGUGAUUACUAAAUCAUUCAUUAAUAUAUAUGGGCCAAGGUGCCACGUAACAUGCCAUGUGGCGGCUAUGUGUCUUCUCAAAUCGAGCGUUGAAGUCAGCAGGGCAGGUGGAGGCUUGCUUACUUGUAGCUUACAAGCUGUUACCAAUUUAAACUGGCUUUCAGCUGUAAAAAAAAAAAAAAAGAAAAAAAAAAAUCAACAACUGACAAUGAAAUCUUACAGCCUUAAAAAAAAUGUUCAGGAUUUAAUCAAAAUAAAUCUAAUUGUCAGCAUAUGUGGCAUAAUGUCAAUUACCACCGAAAGUUGUUUAGACUCUUUGCAUUAUUUUUUUUUUCCCUUUACAUAAUUUACAACCACUUACAAUACAAGGAAAUACAUAUUAAAAUACACAAUUUUAAAAGCCAGAAUACUCAAUACCUAAAAAGGAUGAUUUGAUACUUUUUAUAAGCCUCAUAUUUCUUUAAAAAAAAGUUUAUUUUUGGUUACGCUUUAUUUGUAACACUUUAUUUUAGUGUCCUUGUUACACGUUACAUGUAGUAACUGUAGUAAUAAUUAUAAAUUAUGCAUAAUUACAUCCAACUAACCCUAAAGCAAACCACAAUCCUAAUCCUUACCCUAUAGUAAGUAUACUGUAUGUUGUUAAUUAUUAUUACACAGUACUUAAAUGCAUAAUAACAAUGUAACACGGACAACUUAAAAUAAAGUGUAACCGGAUUUGGUUUAGGGUUAGUUACUUGUAAUUAUUCAUAAUUUACUGUUAUUAUUAUAGUAAGUACAUAACUAUGUCACCUUAAAAUAAAGUUACCUUAUUUAUUAACAAUUAUUUUCUGUAAAAAUGUCAAACUAAUAUAUUUAUUGCAAUGUGUAUAUGCUUAUUUACCGCAUUUAAAGCAGCGAGUUUCGCUUACCAAGCAGCUUAAUUUUCCAAUCAGAUGUGCUAAACAGCAGGUGUUCAGUUUUGUUGACUGCGAAAAAUUUGUGACAUUUUUUUUUUUGCUUUGUUUGUGUAAUCAAAACAAAAUGCCACCACCUUACCUAUCCCACCAUUUCUGCCUCUCGCACCAGGUGUGUGUAGCAUCCACCUUUCGAACCUAAUGCCGCUGAAACUGUAACUAUGAAAAUGGCAAGCCCAGCCUCAGGAGAUAAAUCAUUAAAUACUCUGUUAUUGUGAAACACAAUCACUUUCGAGAGCACAUGGCGUGGCGGUCGAGGCUCAGCUGAAGGCCGGUGCUCAAUUCUUUCAGAUCUAUUUUUGAAUAGCGAUUGAAUGAACAGCUGCUAAAUAUUUCAUAAGAGAAAAGAGACCAGGUCAUGGUAAGGAAGACCAAAAAGGGGCCAAUUUAUUGAACUUAUGGAGAGAGAGAUAGAUACAUGAAACCAUAACAGGAAAGCGCAACGAGUCCUGUCCUUGAAGAGUUGGACGGGGGCACGAGCAGGGGGAAGUGAUUCUAUCAGGGCUUGUGUAUCUCGUUUCUGCUGAACUGGAAAUGGCGAAAGGUUGAAUCGCUGCAAUAACAUCUAUUAUGUACAGUAUGUAAGCCCAAAGGGCAGCAAUGGCAUCCGUAAGCAUCUUUACUGCUUUUGACAGAACAGUUUAGAUAUCUGACUCUUUAUGCUCUGUACACAAUUACAGUUUCCGCAGCACCAGAUGUGAUACCCGAUGCGGCCACAGCAACCAACGCCGUCACUGCAACAACUGGCUUGUUACAAGCAAUCCACUUUCUGUUCUUCCUGAGGUUACUGAUGCAUUUGCCUCAUCCUCUGAUGGCAUUGCAACAACGCUUUAUAUGGUCACCCAAGCGAUAUCUUCUGCAACCAUGGCAACAACACCUUCUGCAACCAUGGCAACUUUUGAAACAACAUCUUCAGCAUCAGCUAGCACCAUUCAACUGCCAACCUCUCUUGCUCCUUAUUCUGAUGUAUCUUCAGUGGAAACGAGUGAAGUGGUUACAGCAAAUAUCUUGGAUAAAAGUGCCAUUGUGUCCUCAACAGAUACAGCAAUGAAGACAGCUGAUGCACUCCCUCCAGGCAUUGAUUUGAUCGUCCCAACAACUCCUGCAUCUGAUGUUGAUGCUCCUGCCACUGAUGUUAUUGCUUCAUCUCCUGAUAUGGAAGCUCCAUCAAUAGUUAUGAUUGAACCAGAGACUGGUUCUAUUGGCCCUGCAACUGACAAAGACGCUCCUGCGACUGUUGAGGUGGCUCCUCCAUCUGACAAGUUUGCAGAAUCUACCGAUGUGUCCGAUGAAAUCAAACCAGCUCCUGAAGGUCCAGGUGAUGGCAUUGAAGUUGUCAUGACAGUUGCAGAAACAGUCACCACCAGCAAAGUCCCACCUACAACCAAGCCUCUUCUGACAAGUGACCCUUUGCAAGCUCCAGUCCCUGACAAUACUCCUCAACCUGACAGUAAACCUCCAUCCAAAGAUGCAAAGAACAGUGAAGCUCCUCUCACUGAGACCAAUGAGGAAAAAACAGCAACAAACCUGGGGAAGAAAGAUAAAGAUGCUCCUGAGAGUAAACCACCAUCCAAAGUGGGAGAAAACAGUGAGGUUCCUCUUAGUAAGACCAAGGAGGAAAAAACAGAAACAAAUUUGGAGAAGAAAGAUAAAGAUGCUUCUGACAGUAAACCUCCAUCUGAAGUAAGAGAAAACAGUGAGGUUCCUCUCACUGAGAACAAGGAGGAGAAAAGAGCAACAAACCUAGAGAAGAAAGAUAAAGAUGCUCCGGACAGUAAACCUCCAUCUGAAGUAAGAGAAAACAGUGAGGUUCCUCUCACUGAGAACAAGGAGGAGAAAAGAUCAACAAACCUAGAGAAGAAAGAUAAAGAUGCAGAAGCCCCAGUAUCUGCUGACAUUAAGAGGAACAACGAGGCUGGGAAAACCGAAAAGAGCAGGGAAGCCAAAGAGGAAAAGAAAGAGAAGGAAAAAAAGAAAGAAAAAGAUUAUGAAAAGAAAGACUAUGAGAAAAAAGUUGUUGCAAGGAUUUUAAUCCCCGGGGGGCCAAAAACGCAGUUGUCAAGGAUAGCGUACAUCAGAUUUCAAGACUGCGAGUGCAAUGGUCACUCAAAUCGCUGCAGUUACAUUGAUUUCAUCAACAUUGUGACUUGUGUGAGCUGCAAACACAACACUAGAGGGCAGAACUGUCAGCACUGCCGCCUCGGAUACUUCCGGAAUGCUUCAGCCGAGCUGGACGAUGAGAAUGUUUGCAUAGAGUGUAACUGUAAUCAGCUGGGCUCCUUUCACGCCCGUUGCAAUGACACCGGCUUCUGCCAGUGUCGCGAGGGCACCACAGGCCAGAAGUGUGAGGACUGUCUCCCUGGAUAUACCUGGAAACAAGGCUGCGUGCCAAACGUGUGCGAUGACGAGCUCCUCCUGUGUCAGAACGGCGGCUCCUGCAUCCAGAACCAGAAGUGCGUGUGUCCGCCCAGCUUUAGGGGAGUUUUGUGCGAGCAGCCGCGCUGCCAGGGCGAGAAAGGGUGCGACGGCGCAUCGGCCUGCUACCUCAGCACUCUGACGCUGCUGCUCUGCCUUCUAGCCAACAGCCUGCUUAAAGCCAGCGCCUAGACACCCAUCUUAGUUCUGAUAUCAAUCCUAGUCUGCGCAGGCCAAAGGGCUGAACCCUGUGGACGGAGAGACAGUGGCCUGAACCCCGUACGGACCCAGCCUCACGGUGCUGGAAGCGUUUUUGGAAAGGGCGGCGGCUACGCUGAGGUCAAAACGCCUUCAUGAGAAGAGCAGCUUAUUGCUUGUCUCCUAGCAUCACCGAUCGCCUGAACUUUAUACCAAAAACAGAAAAAAAGAAGUUAUGUUCUGUUUCAGGUCACUCUACACAAAACUCAAGUGGAGAAAUAUAUAGAUGAGGUUUCAUUUCCUUUGCAUUUCAACUUUCUCUGUAGUUUCGACGCUCACCGAGAUACAAGCACUGCACUUAGCCAGCUUGUUUUAACGAACGACAAACGGUCGAUAUCAUGGAAGCCUACUUAUGCCAAGUUAUUCUUCUUCUCUUGAAGACUUGUUUUUACAUUUCCUUUCAUUGCUGCAUUUUUCUUGCAAUUUAUUGCCAUUGAGGUUGUAACAAGUAGAUGAAACCGAUGGAAAAGAUGUUUAAUCGCCGUCUUGCUAGUAGGAAGAACGAAUGUCUCUAUAGCUUGUGUUUGAGAUUACGUUUCUGGAAUGUAGAAAGAAGUUUUAAAUUGUCACAAUGAACAAAUAUAUAUAUAUCAAUCUAUCUGAAAGGAAAUAUGAAGUAUUGUAUAUUAUGAUGACUAUUAUUUCACUAUUUUUUGUAGAAAUGGUUAUUUUUGUUCUGAGUAAAUGUUACAUUGUAAAGACAUUGCAGCCUUUAUUGCAGUGCAUAUGGUAUUCACACCAUGGUAAAACUAUAUUUGAUGAUACAGCAGAGUGCAUCUCUAAUAUAUUUGGAAUAUUUCUUCGUUCAUAUCAUUACAUUUAAAUAAAGCAUAAAACGAUUCAUUACAUGCACAGCUUCAGCUCAACGUAACCCGCACAUCAUCUUGAUACUGGCAUGUAUUCAUCUGUGCAGAUAUGACCGUUAUUAACACACUCCUAUGAUGAUACAGUAAUAUAAACACAAAGUCUCACAAACCCCAAAUAAACACGAAAUAAUUACGAAGCACAGAAAAAAAUGCAUCGCCAAUCAAUGCAAUUAGGAUGGCCAUUCAGAUGAACAAUUAAAAAUACAUAAUGAAAGUCAUAUAUCAUGCAAACAGGUUAUUUUUCGAAUAAUUAUUUUUCUGUCUGCGAGUCUCAAACAAAUGUGGCUCAUGGGCUUUUUGAUGUAUUUCAUAUUUACAAAUGCUUUACAUUCAUGAUGAGCCAGGGUAAAUAAAAUACUAUGAAUAAAUAUUAUAAAUGAAUAAAACCUGACAAUCAGAAAGCA
This is a messenger RNA of Megalobrama amblycephala (Wuchang bream), 5760 nucleotides long. It is a transcript of the gene ntng2a, whose product is annotated as netrin g2a. The record is from RefSeq and is a predicted model, not a curated record. The transcript is spliced from 6 exons. Bases 2652 to 4424 code for a protein of 590 amino acids. Lineage: Eukaryota; Metazoa; Chordata; Actinopteri; Cypriniformes; Xenocyprididae.